GAUAAGUGCUGGGCCAUAAGCACAGCAAACAACUUGUGGGUCUGCAAAAGCCAACAACCAGUUGUAGUCGCAACUUGAUUGCAUUCCGAAGUGAAAGGGGAUCUUGUUGCAAAUGGAGAAGUGGAGCGACUGCAUUGAUCUGAGGCGGGAGCGCGAGGCGGCGACAAUAGCCAGCGAAGAUUUUGCCGUAUGGUGGGCGGGGGGGCGUGCCGAACUGGAGGAGCGGCGUGCGCUGGAUCGCUUUUUCUUCGAUGAUCCCGAAUUCGAUGAUGCAGUGCAUCCCAGCUGCAUGUCGUACAAGGAGCGCUACGAGCAUGCUCUUGCCAAGGGCACCAAAUUUCUAGCCAAAUUGCGUCAGUGGCAGCGCACACGUCUCAAUCAGGAGAAGGAGCAUCAGCAUCAGGGGCCUGAGGAUGAGGAGACUAUGGACAUAAAAGCACUGCACAAUUACCGACAGCUCUUGUCGGGUCCAUUGGGCACGGCGCUGUUCCAGCAGAGCUUUCCACUGCGCCUCCACUUCUCGAUGUUUCUGAGCACACUGCUGAAUCAGGGCAACGAGGAGCAACAGCGUCUUUGGCUGGGACGCGCCUGGCGCCUGGACGGUAUCAUUGGUACCUAUGCCCAAACGGAACUCGGCCAUGGCAGCUAUGUACGCGGCCUGGAGACGCGUGCCGACUACGAUGUGGAACGGGAGGAGUUUGUCCUCAAUACACCCACGCUGACUGGCUACAAGUGGUGGCCGGGUGGAUUGGGGCACACGGCCAAUGUGGUUGUGGUGCUGGCACAGCUGUACAUACGCGGACAGCAUCAUGGACUGCAGCAGUUUCUGGUGCGGAUUAGGGAUGAGCAGACGCACCAGCCGAUGCCGGGCAUCGAUGUGGGUGACAUUGGGCCCAAGCUGGGCGCCAACGGUGUCAACAAUGGUUUCUUGGCUUUUCGCAAUGUGCGCAUACCACGCAACCAGAUGCUAAUGCAGCAUGCCCAAGUGCUCGCCGAUGGACGAUUCGUGAAGGCAUCGCAGCCUCUUCUCGUCUACGGCACCAUGGUCUUUGUGCGCGUCAUGAUUGUGCGCGACGUGAUGUUUGGGCUGCUCCAAGCGGCAACCAUAGCCACUCGCUAUGCCGCCGUGCGUCGCCAGAGUCCCAUUGAGCCGAAUGCACCGGAGCCGCAAAUCUUGAAUCAUUUGACGCAGCAGGCGAAGAUUCUGCCGGAAAUUGCGCGCGGCGUUUGCUAUCGGCUCGCUGCGAAUGAUUUGUGGUCGUUCUAUCAGCGCACCAUGCAACAGAUAACGGAAAAGGGGAAGGGAACACCUGGAGGGGGAGAGGGUCAGCUGGCUGAGCUGCAUGCGCUCAGCUGCUGUUUAAAGUCCGUGUGCACCCAGGACGCCGUCGAUGGUAUCGAUGUGCUGCGCAAAUCGUGCGGCGGCCAUGGGUAUAUGGCCUCGGCCAACUUUGACAGCAUCCAUGGCUUGGCCUGCGCAGCCUUCACCUACGAGGGUGAGCACACUGUGCUCCUGCUGCAGACAGCUCGCUUUCUGAUGCGCCAGUAUGCCAAUGCCAAUGCAAAGAAGGAGCUGCCCGCCAGCAUCUGCUAUUUGCGCAAUGCAGCGCAGUUGAGCUGGGGCAGCGAUCUGCUGGAGAAUGUGGCGCGUGCGCUGGAGAUUAGCGCCACGGAACAGGUGCGUGAGGCAUGGCAGUGGCAGCUGGAGCAGCGCACGCGUGGUGGCCACACCGAAGAGCAGGCCACAAAUUUGGCCGGAAGACGAUUGAUAGCGGCGGCAACGCUGCACGGACACGUCCAACUGGUGCGCAACUCCAUGCGCCAAAUGUUGGAGCUGAAACGUUGCGUCAAUCCGCAGCUGGGCGAGGUGUUGCAGCAGCUGGUGGAGCUGUUUGUGCUAGACACGUGCCUGCGCCAAUUGGGCGCCGUGCUCAAGUGGAACAGCAUUGGGGCUGAGCAGCUGCAGCAACUGGAGCAGCGCUACGAACAACUGCUGGCUGCACUGCGUUCCAAUGCGGUUGCCAUUGUCGAUGGCUUUGAUUUCGAUGAUCGCGUGCUCGGCUCCACACUAGGCUGUCACGAUGGUCGUGUCUAUGAGCGCUUAAUGGAAGAGGCGCGUCGCAAUCCACUCAACCAGGAACCCGUCAAUGCCACCUAUCAAACACAUCUAAAGCCACUGCUUAAGGGCAAACUGUGAGCCGCAUUUGGUGAAUACGAUGAGAGAUGUAAAUUUGGUCACAUCUCACUCAAUCUUCCACUGGGAACAGAACAGAGUAUGGCAGAGUUGGUGUUUCUAGAAGUGCAAUAUGUUUACUCUUUUUUUUUUGGAAUUACACAGAAAUCAUAGAAUUAAGCUACUAAAUUAAAUAAUAUAUAUUAUUAUAAAUAUA
Messenger RNA from Drosophila grimshawi, 2390 nucleotides. RefSeq names its product probable peroxisomal acyl-coenzyme A oxidase 1. Bases 113 to 2197 code for a protein of 694 amino acids. Gene Ontology annotation, biological process: lipid homeostasis; fatty acid beta-oxidation using acyl-CoA oxidase. The transcript has 2 exons. Gene Ontology annotation, cellular component: peroxisome. The record is from RefSeq and is a predicted model, not a curated record. NCBI's taxonomy places the organism in Eukaryota, Metazoa, Arthropoda, Insecta, Diptera, Drosophilidae. Gene Ontology annotation, molecular function: fatty acid binding; FAD binding; acyl-CoA oxidase activity.